This is a messenger RNA of Acyrthosiphon pisum (pea aphid), 637 nucleotides long. RefSeq names its product cuticular protein 53 (gene cp53). The transcript is spliced from 2 exons. Gene Ontology annotation, cellular component: extracellular matrix. Bases 97 to 387 code for a protein of 96 amino acids. NCBI's taxonomy places the organism in Eukaryota, Metazoa, Arthropoda, Insecta, Hemiptera, Aphididae. The record is from RefSeq and is marked validated.
AUCAGUACCUAACUAGUUCAUUCUUUGUGAAGAAUACAUUUUAUUUUUAAAAAUUUCAUCUCGUAAAAGUGUGUACGCAUCUACAAUACAUUCAAAAUGACUACAAAGCUGAUUGUAUUUGCUGCUCUGAUUGGACAUAUGGCCUUUGCUUACCCGCCUGAGUACAAAAGCUACGACGAUGGUCACCACGAUCACUAUGCUCACGCACCUGCACCGUAUCAUUUCGAGUACGGCGUAAAAGACCUCCACACACACGACAUCAAAAGCCAAAGCGAAGUGAGCGACGGUCAUGGUAAUGUCAAAGGAUCGUACAGUUUAGUAGAAGCCGAUGGUUCAACACGCGUUGUCGAGUACACCGCCGACAACGAGCACGGUUCAACGCUGUAGUCAAGAAAAUCGACGCACCCCACCAUCACAGUGAGCACUCUGACAUUGAUUACCAUCAUCACGAAUCACUUCAUCCAUACAAAUCAUCAUCUUACUACAAAUUCUACUGAAAUUCAAUAUUAUUAACUAAUACCUACACACAAAUUUGUUAUGACACCGUCGUCGGUACCUACCUACCCAUUAUUCAUUUUGUACCUAUGUUGUGUAAAUUUUUUUACUGAAUAAAAGAUUAUAAAAGAUAUAUAAUAAA